Messenger RNA from Ostreococcus tauri, 2460 nucleotides. RefSeq names its product Bicarbonate transporter, C-terminal. Lineage: Eukaryota; Viridiplantae; Chlorophyta; Mamiellophyceae; Mamiellales; Bathycoccaceae. The record is from RefSeq and is a predicted model, not a curated record. Bases 1 to 2460 code for a protein of 819 amino acids. The transcript has a single exon. Gene Ontology annotation, cellular component: plasma membrane. Gene Ontology annotation, molecular function: solute:inorganic anion antiporter activity. Gene Ontology annotation, biological process: monoatomic anion transport; transmembrane transport; monoatomic ion homeostasis.
AUGGAUCGUUUCGACGCGUUUCUUGACAGCGCGCGAACCACGGACGAAAUCGAGCGCGCUUCCACGUCGAAAAUCGCUAGAAGGUGGUCGGAGACGGAACGCCAGCGCGGAGGCGUCGUCGCGCGUGGCGUGAGCCAACGAACAGCCACGCUUCUCACGGACGUCUCGGACGACGAGAGCGACGCUCGCGGCCGACAAACGUUGGCGUGGAAGACGACGAAACUGCUCCCGAUGAAGGAACUGUUCCUGGAGCAGCAGUCAAGGCGGGACUUAUUGGCCCUCGGAGGAGAAUCGGUGCUAAGCGCAGACGGCGUGCGCGUCAAUCCAUCGAAGAGCAUCGAGUUCGUGCUGAUGAUGCGCGGUUUCGAAGAUUGCGGCGACGCAAAGGACGUUACGACGGCAAUGUUGCGUGAGGCCCGCGGUACGUGCGGGUAUUUCGUCAACGUUAGCGCAGAUGAUAUCACAGCGAGCGUCGAGCACACCGCCACGAUCGAAAACGACAACGAGCAAGGUGCGAACGAUGAGGCGGGAGGGAGCGCUUCAAGCACACGACACGUGUUCGCGCAGGCGUUCUACGCAAAACAUUCGAUCGUCGUGCCGCACGAAAUGUCUUCCUUUCAGCGUCGACGGUGCGUGCUUAUGGCGCGCCUUAAUUCGCAAAUGCGGGCACUCGACGACAGCGUCGACUCUGUCGAUCGCCAUAGACCACAGUUCGUUGCCAUCGUGCUCGGGGACCCGAGUGAACCACCGACGAAGAAUGUCUUCGCGACGUCUCAUACGAUUGCAACGAUGUUGAGUGACAGUGACUUUGUCGACGAAGCGCUGGAUUGCGAAGACGAGAAACAUUUUCGCGAACUUGUGAUGGCGUACAUGAAGCGAGGCAUAUCGCCGCCGGUCGUCUUCGAGAACGAUUUAUCGCGCGUGCGUUUCACUCCGCGAAGAGUCGGAUCCUGCAUCGUAGGAGACUUGAGACGUCGGUUGCCCGUGUAUGUCUCAGAUUGGACGGACGCUUGGGCAAACGUUGACACGUUCAUACGAGUCCUCUCCACCACGGUAUGGCUCGCGAGCACCACCUUCAUCCCAGCGCUCGCCAUUGGUCUCUCGAUGCAGUCCGACUCAUCCAGACGUAUGACCCAUGUCGACUUUUUGCUCUCUGAGGCUGUCUGUGGCAUCGCGUUUUCGAUCUUUGGUGGCCAACCGCUGCUCAUCUUACGUGUGUCGGGACCGAUAAAGACGUUUUUGAAUGUCGUUCGCAUCUUUGCGGAAUCGAUCGAGUGCGAUUUCGUUGCGUUCUACGGCUUCGUCGGGAUAUAUGCGGGGGUGAUGGUACUCACGUUUGCGAUGCUCAAUGGCGCGGAAUACAUGCUGUGCAUCAACCGCUUCACGCAAGAAAAUUUGGCUUUGUUUGCCGCCGUAACGUUCAUCUUUAACGGAUUCAACGCCAUGGCGACGAUGCGUGAGAUGAUUUCAGACGAUGCGACGUUUCUGAAGUAUUUCAUCUUACAUCUCGGGACCGUACUGACGGCUUUUAAGAUUUUGGAGUUCCGGAGAAACGCGGCGGUGCACAUGUCGUUGAGAAUGGUCAUUGCUGACUUGGCGCCUUUAAUCACCGUCUUGUGUGUGACGGGGCUGAGCUACGCGUUCCCAAACGUGUCUGUCAAUAGGGUAUCGGCAGCGUUGUAUAACCUACCGAUUUGGCCGACGCUUGUGGACCUGUCGAGCGUGAGCUCGAGCGCUCGAGCGCUGGCGCUCGUACCAGCGAGCGUGCUCGCGGUGCAGAUUGUGUUGGAGUCAAACAUUUCAGCCAUGUUGGCGUCGCGUCCACACAAUAAGCUCGCAAAGGGAUCGGCUUAUAACUGGGAUUUGUUCAUUAUGGGAAUUUUCACCAUCACGAUGGCCACAUUCGGUUUACCACCGAGCAUACCGGCAUUGCCGCACUCGGCGAUUCACACCGUGCUGCUGUCCAAAACCACAGAGUCCGCUCGGCACGGCGUCAUCCGGACGAACGUGAGGCGAGCGACAGAGACGAGAGUCACAAAUUUCAUUGCGCACCUCAUAACGCUCAUAAUCACUUUGCGGUAUCGCAGUACGUUCGGUCGUAUCCCCAUCGCUUCUUUGAGUGGCUUUUUGGUCUACAUGGGCUUGAGCUCUCUCGGAUCGAAUCAAAUGAUCUCGCGUCUUCCUCUUCUGGGCAACGUCGUCCCUUCGCGCUUUUUGCGUCACGUUACGAAACGAACUAUUCAUGCGUACACAGCGAUACAGUUCCUAUACUUUGGUGCAAUCUUUGGGUGUUCCAUGACUGUACAUCGAGCGCCUGGUUUCGCGGUGGUGUAUCCUCUGAUUCUCGCGUCGAGCGUACCGUUUUCGCACAAGAUCUUACCUCGCCUUCUCGGCGAUUAUCACGCGCACGUGCUCACGACGGCGGUUCGCGAGGAAAACAUGGUUGGUCUCUUUUAUUAA